This is a messenger RNA of Cucumis sativus (cucumber), 1866 nucleotides long. RefSeq names its product GDSL esterase/lipase At5g03610. Gene Ontology annotation, molecular function: hydrolase activity, acting on ester bonds. Lineage: Eukaryota; Viridiplantae; Streptophyta; Magnoliopsida; Cucurbitales; Cucurbitaceae. Bases 558 to 1661 code for a protein of 367 amino acids. The record is from RefSeq and is a predicted model, not a curated record. The transcript is spliced from 3 exons.
AGAGAGAGAGAGAAAUGAACGAAAUACAGAAAUUGUUAUGAAACACAGAAAUAGGUUCGGUUUUGGGAUUUUCUUUCUAAGUUGUAAUUGUUUGUCCUUAUAUUAAUAAAGCUUUUUUCUCCACAGGAAACUAUUCUCAGGUAAUAUUGCAUUGAACUCUUUUAUUUUGUCUCUACCAUUUGUUGUGUGUCAUUUAUUUUAUUAAGAUUCUAUACUACAAAAACGAGAAAACCUUAUUAUAUUCUUUUAAAAAAACGUAAGAUUACCAAAUGAAAUCUUUUGGGGAGUCAAAACAAAGUUUGGAAGCUAAGCGGUGAUGUUUUAUUACACCUUAUAACAAUAUAUUUCGUCACAUAUUCUUCAAUUCACAAUUCAACUCCCUUUAUAAUAUGAUUAUAUAUGUGGCAUCUCGGCCGGCUACCACUUCACUUCUCAAUUCAUUAUAUAAUAUAAAUAGGCCGUUAUAGCAUUCCACAUGAUCAGCUAUUAAACACAACUCUCCCCUAUACAUAUAUUGCAUGUAUAUGAUCUUAUAAUAAAAUAAUUAUCAUUCACUAAUGGACUUUAAUCUGAAGCUUCUCUUCACUUUCUUCUUCUUCACGCUCUCUCUCUUUUCAGGACAAGGAUCGGCCGGUGGGUUUUACGGUAACCUCCGCCACCGCCACCGGAGCCACCCUUCACGGGGAACAAAACUAUUUGUUUUUGGUGAUUCAUAUGUUGAUACCGGCAACAUUCUGUUUCCGUUUUCAAGUGCUGAACAGUUUCCUUAUGGAAUCACUUUCCCGGGAAAACCCAGUGGUCGGUUUUCGGAUGGUCGUGUUCUGACUGACUUUGCAGCGAAACAUUUAGGGGUGAAAUCUCCGAUACCGUUUAGUAUACGAAGUGAAGUUGGGGAGGAGAGAUUGAAAGAAUCAGGGAUAAAUUUUGCAUUUGGUGGAACAGGGGUUUUCAACACGUUGGUUCCUCUCCCAAAUAUGACAACACAAAUUGACCUGUUUGAACAACUUCGAGAUGACGAAUCUGGGUUGAUCAGUAAUAGAGAUGUUCAUCUCUCUCUCGCACUUGUCUCUGUUUCUGGGAAUGAUUACUCUUUUUACCUUGCAACUAAUGGCUCUGCCCAGGGAUUAAAACCAUUCAUAAACUCGGUGGUGAAUCAGAUAAUGGUAGAUUUGAGGAGGAUUAGGAGGUUAGGUGUAAAGAAAAUAGUAGUGACAGGGCUAGGGCCAUUGGGAUGUCUUCCAAUAUUUACAGCUCCAUUCUCAUUCAAGCAAUGCAAUCAAACCAUAAACUCAUUUGUCCAAUUUCACAACUUCUUGUUGAAGCAAGCUGUGGAUAAACUCAACAAACAAAUUACUAAACAACAGCAUUAUUCUUCUUCUUCUUCUUCUUCAAAAAUCUUCAUUCUUGAUGUGUAUGAUGCAUUCUUGUCCAUAAUCCAAGGCCGUGGCAGUGGCAGAGUUGGGUUAUUAAAGUUCAAGACCCCAUUAAAGCCAUGUUGUUUUGGGGUGAGCAGUGAAUUUGAAUGUGGGAGUGUGGAUGAACAAGGGAAUAAAAAAUUUGUGUUAUGUAAUGAUCCCAAAUCAGCUUUCUUUUGGGAUUCUGUUCAUCCCACUCAAACAGGAUGGGCUCAUGCAUUUUCCUCUUUUACAUCAUUUCUCUAAUCACAUUUUGAUAUACAUAAAGUUUGUCUGUGACACAAACGAUUUAUGUAUUUUUUUUUCUAUCGAGGUGAAAAUAAUGAUAAAUGUAAUCUAGAGGAUAUAGUAAAGUAUUAUUAUUCCGAAAAUAUAAAGUUACCACACCCCAUUGUAUCACCAAAAUGUACUAUAUAGUUCUAAAAGAAGCCUCACAUGCAACUAUUUUGUA